Messenger RNA from Lolium rigidum, 1350 nucleotides. RefSeq names its product BTB/POZ and MATH domain-containing protein 3-like. Bases 1 to 1350 code for a protein of 449 amino acids. The transcript has a single exon. The record is from RefSeq and is a predicted model, not a curated record. Gene Ontology annotation, biological process: protein ubiquitination. Lineage: Eukaryota; Viridiplantae; Streptophyta; Magnoliopsida; Poales; Poaceae. Gene Ontology annotation, molecular function: protein binding.
AUGGCUUUCGCUGGCGUGUCCCUCAUCGUCGAUGGUAAGUUGUGCGACCUCACCUCGUCGCCCUUCGACGCUGGCGUCGACAGCGGAUACCACUUGCUCGUGGUCCAAGGAUACUCCCGUACCAAAGACACAACACCAAACGGGGAGUUCAUCUCGUCUCGUCCUUUCCUGGUUGGUGGCCAUCGCUGGAUUGUCAAGUACUACCCAAAUGGUGAGGAUGACGAUUAUGACAAUGAGGAGUUUAUGUUGCUUAUACUUGAGAGUGACGACGAUGUGGGAGGACAUGAAGGUGUCAGCCAGGGCGUCAAGUUUCAGUAUGAGUUAAGUUUCAUUGAUGAACCAGAGUUGCAGGUGCCAACGAUCAUACGUCGGGAUAACAAAUAUGACAUCGAUGAUGAUAUUUGCUACAAAAAGUUCAUGUCAAACCACGCUCUGGAAAGAUCGAGACACCUUAAGAACGAUAGCUUCGCCAUCCGAUGCGACAUUGUUGUCAUCAAGGCAGAUAACAACACUAAGGAGCAUCCCCGCAAAAAAAGGAAAAACAACACUGAGCAGCAGUCCGCCCGUACCAGUACCACGGAUCCCGUGUUGAUCCAAUUGCCGCCUUCUGACAUGCAAAGCCAUUUCAGCAACCUUCUCUUCACAAAGGAGGGUGCCGACAUUACGUUUGAGGUUGGUGGCAAGAAGUUCGCGGCGCACAGGAUUGUGCUUGCAGCCCGAUCUACAGUCUUCAAGGCACAGCUAUUCGGGGCCAUUGAUGAGGGCGCUACUGCGCCAAGUGUCCUCAAGAUAAAUGACAUCGAAGCAAACGUCUUUAGUACGUUGCUUACCUUCAUCUACACCGACGCAGUUGCAUGGUUUAUCCUAAUGGAGGAGAAUGAAGGAGAUAUAGAGGAAGGAGACUACACUGAGGACAAUGGAGCAGAAGGAGACAACAGUGAGAACAAUGGAGCGGAAGAAGAAGAGAAAGGAGGCGACAUGGAGGACAAUGUACCAAAAGAAGAGGAAGGAGACAACACUGUGAACAAUGGAGCAGAAGAAGAAGAGAAAGGAGAGGUCACUCAUGUGCUAAAUUUGCUUGAAGCUGCGGUCCAUUAUGAUCUCCAAAAGCUGAAGAUAAUCUGUGAAGAGACAUUGGCCAGGUAUUACCUAACCAUAGACAGCGUGGCAGACAUUAUUGUGGUGGCUGAGCGGAGGGGAUACUGCUGGUUGAAGGAUGUGUGCUUGGAGUACAUCAAAUCCCACACCAGCGUGCACAAGGUAUUCACCGCUGAUUUGUUGGACCAGAUCAUCAGAACCACCAGACUCUCCGGCCUGAAGGAGCUCUUCUCCAAGUUUCGUACUUCCUAA